AUGGCCUCCAACCCACAGUCUUUCAAGAAGGUCUUAGACUCGACAGCACUUGCAGCCACGAGAUUCAUCCGCCGGCCACCCAUUGAUCCCACGAUUCCAAUUCAAGGGAGGCCCCGCGAAACUAGCUCCAAUGCAUACAAGAACUACCAGGAUAAGGAGGGAAGGCGGUUACAGAAGGCCUUGAACUCGCUCACCCACGGCAAGAACAUCUUUGUGUACCAGAAUGUCCGCACGAAACAGGUCGUGUACUCUCUGACCCGCUAUCUCGAGAAAAACAAUCUCCUCAAGCAAAUGGUCAACCAUGGCAAGAAGACUAUUCCCGCGACACUCCGCAAAGAUCUGUGGGCUCCGUACUAUUCCGUGCAUUUCGUUGAACCGGAAGUCGGUCUGGACGUCUACAACCACCUCCGCCAAUUCGCACUGCUCCGCCAGCUGUCACCACCGGAAGAAAUGAUCACCGUGACAAAAGAAUUCCUCGAUUCGCGGCGGCCGACGGAUAUCCGGGACCAGAAGGAAUGGGAUAAGCAGAACAUGGGGAGGGUUGGCCAGAUCAUGAAGAAGAAAGAGCGCGCCCAAGCCUUGAUGGACCAGAAGGCGACCUCAAUUGCCGAUGUUGCGUUUUUGCUGAGCAAGCACGCUGGUAGAAUCCUGAACGGCACACCUGAGCGCGUACUGGCCGCAUACAGGACUCAGAACCGUCGUCGCCGCCAAAAGAUUGCUCGGGAGAAGCUAGCAGGGGCUGCUGAGGAACGCUCGGCCGAGGUUGCGUCGUUAGAGGAGCAGUUGGAUGUUGAGAUCGCUGGAGACAUGAACACACCUCAGGAUGGCCAUGUCAAGAUCUUGUGGCAGGAUGUUUACACUCCGCAGUACGCCAAGCACUGGCCGGGCUUUGUCCAGCACGGUCAAUUGCGUUGGACUCGCAAUCAUGUGAUUGCUCAGGAGGAGGUUCCUGAGUCCGACGAAGUCAUUGCCGAUGGUUCCUUUGAAGAGGCUAAGGACAAGAACUAG
Messenger RNA from Penicillium arizonense, 1008 nucleotides. Its product is annotated as mitochondrial 54S ribosomal protein mL67. The record is from RefSeq and is a predicted model, not a curated record. The coding region runs from base 1 to 1008 and encodes 335 amino acids. Gene Ontology annotation, biological process: positive regulation of mitochondrial DNA replication; DNA recombination. Lineage: Eukaryota; Fungi; Ascomycota; Eurotiomycetes; Eurotiales; Aspergillaceae. Gene Ontology annotation, molecular function: DNA strand exchange activity; structural constituent of ribosome; single-stranded DNA binding. Gene Ontology annotation, cellular component: mitochondrial large ribosomal subunit; nucleus. The transcript is spliced from 2 exons.